AUGUCCGACACAUUCACCAACGGUUCUUCAAGAAUAUCUCACCAGGAGGAGAAGGAACUCCCGGGCGGAUGGGUGGUCCUCAAGUUCGGGGGCACAAGUGUCGGCAAGUUCGCCGUCAAUAUAGCGGAGAUUGUCAAGGCCGGUCUCAGUGAGAAUCGCGUCGCAAUUGUCUGCUCUGCCCGCAGCAACAACACGAAGCUGGAGGGCACCACCAACAGGCUUCUCCGUUCCGCGCGCGAAGCCGAGAUCCCCGGUUCCAAGGGCUACGUCGACAUCGUCGAGGCCAUCCGUACCGACCACAUCCAGGCCGCCGUCGACACCAUCAAGAACCCCGACAUCAUCGCCCAGUACACCGAAGAUGUCAACGCCGAGUGUCACCACCUCUCCAAGAUUCUCGAGUCGGCUCAACACCUGGAGGAGGUCAGCGUUCGCGUCGAGGACAAGAUCAUCAGCAAGGGCGAGAAGCUGAGCUGCCGCUACAUGGCCGCGCUGCUGGAGGAGUACGGCGUGCCGUCGCAGUACGUCGAUCUCUCCAACGUCAUCAACCACAGCCCGGGCCUCAACAAGGCCCUGGACGAGAAGUUCUAUGCCGGCCUGGCAGCGACGCUCGGCGAGGAGCUCAGGUCCUGCGGCGACAAGGUCCCCGUCGUGACGGGCUACUUCGGCAAUGUCCCCGGCGGACUGCUGAAUGCCGUUGGUCGCGGCUACACUGACUUGUGCGCCGCGCUUUGCGCCGUUGGCACCGAGGCCGACGAGCUCCAGAUCUGGAAGGAAGUCGACGGCAUCUUCACCGCGGACCCCCGCAAGGUGCCCACCGCCGCGCUGCUGCCGUCGGUCACGCCUUCCGAGGCGGCCGAACUGACCUUCUACGGCUCCGAGGUCAUCCACCCCUUCACCAUGGAGCAGGUCAUCCGCGCGCGCAUUCCCAUCCGCAUCAAGAACGUCAUGAACCCGCGCAACGCCGGCACCGUCAUCUUCCCCGACUCCCUCGAGGAGCUCAACCAGAAGAGCCCUCUCCACGACCCGAAGCUGUUCCGCACGCGGUCCACCAGCAACGUCACGGCGCUCAAGGGCCCGAAGCGGCCCACGGCCGUCACCAUCAAGCGCGGCAUCGUGGUGCUGAACGUGCACAGCAACCAGCGCACCCGUGCGCCCGGCUUCCUGCGCAACAUCUUCGCCAUCCUGGACAAAUGGAACAUGUCGGUCGACCUGAUCUCGUCGUCGGAGGUGCACGUCUCGCUGGUGCUGCACUCGGAGUCGUCGAUGCUGAUCUACGGCACCGACGCCGAGUACCACAUCGAAGACGAGGAGCUGAGGGGCUGCGUCACCGACCUGAGCGAGAUCGGCACCAUCGACAUUGUCCCGGACAUGGCCAUUGUGAGCUUGGUCGGCAAGCAGCUCAAGAACAUGCUGGGCAUCUCCGGCCGCUUCUUCUCCGUGCUCGGAGACAACCACAUCAACAUCGAGAUGAUCUCGCAAGGUGCCAGCGAGAUCAACAUCUCAUGCGUGAUUGAAGAAAAGGACGCCGACCGCGCCCUCAACGUUGUACAUACGAACCUGUUCACUUUCCUAGACUAG
Molecule: messenger RNA, 1578 nt
Organism: Diplodia corticola
Lineage: Eukaryota; Fungi; Ascomycota; Dothideomycetes; Botryosphaeriales; Botryosphaeriaceae
Product: aspartokinase
Exons: 4
Coding region: 1-1578 (525 amino acids)
Biological process (GO): amino acid biosynthetic process
Molecular function (GO): aspartate kinase activity
Source: RefSeq, a predicted model, not a curated record